Dovyalis caffra is the source of this 168-nucleotide messenger RNA. NCBI's taxonomy places the organism in Eukaryota, Viridiplantae, Streptophyta, Magnoliopsida, Malpighiales, Salicaceae. The record is from the annotation of a GenBank genome assembly.
AUGGAUUGGAAAACACAUGGCUUGAAAACACGGUUACAGGGCAAUAAAAGCUCAUUAUUCAAAAGGGCGAAGGCUCCGGGACUAAUCCUAUUUGUGGCACCGGUGCAAACUACUUGUUCUCAACUAGUAGGUUCCGCGACCUCCUACAUGCUGAUAAUAUUGGACUGA